AAUGCUAAUAUCUAGGCUCGUUUAACACAUGUUUCCUACCGUGUAUGGUCUCAUGUACACACUCUGCAUCAGUUGGAUAUAUAUAGAACAAUACAGAGACAGUUUUUAGUAUCUUUGCUUUAGAUUCAGAAAUAGUGUCAUUGGGAAUUGAAGAAGAAUGGUCAACAUUUGCCUCAAUUCUUGAGAUAGGAGGAUAUCUGACAUGUUGUGUUGUUUAUUGGAUUGUAGAUAAAUGAUCAAAUAAAAUCCAAAGCUGAAGCAUGUAUGAUCCUCGUGCUAAUGAUUACUACACUUCCUGCAAUAUGAUGAUUACAUCCUAUUCUCGCAAUACGUCAUCCAUUAAAAUAAUGCGAGGUUGUAGCGUAAUAACAAACUUUGCGAGGGCUCAUGAAACGCCCACGGUGCCAGGCCUCCUGUUUAUGAACCCAGAGAUAUGUGCAGAACUCUACAGCAAGGGUGCGCCAGCUGUGGAAAAUUUACCAGAACUUAUCACAGAUGCUGCACAAAGUCUUGCCCAGGAAAAAAAUCGGAAUAAUUUAACGUAUUCAAAGGAUGUCACAGACUUGAUUAUUGGACCAGAACUGGUCCCUGAGACAAAAAUUUCCAGUGUCAUCUCGCAAGAAAAAAAUGUUUCACAAACAAUAGUCUCACUAGAGGGUAGUGAUGAAAUAAUUGAGAAUGAGUCUUGUUUACCGAAAGUUGAAGUAGAGGCCAGAGACGGUACAUCACAUAUUUUGAAAAGUGACAGUAUGAUAACUUGCAAAGCUGUACUUGAUAGUGAAACUCUUUUAGUUGAAACUAUCGAUACUGACAAAUUACUGAGCACGGAUGCAACAGACAUAGACCCUAAAAAAGGGUUGGAGAAAAUUGUAAUUGACGAAGAGAAAAGUGAAUCAGCAAAUCAAAAGGAAGUAUCUCAGUCAUCUUUGGAGCAUUCUGGAUCUGUUGAUCAUGAGACGGUGGUUAUUGAUGAUGAUUUGGAGAAAGUGUUUACUGAGGAAGAGAUGGUUAAGUUUAACGAAGAGGCUGAAGCUAAGCGUUAUCGAUACGGGACACAUGUCGCAAGCUUUUUGGCCAACAACACAGUUGCUAUCAUGAUGAUGCUGGACAACAAAAUGGUAACAGGUGCUUUCAGGCAGGGCCUUCCUGAUCGAAGUAACAAUAACGAAGAAGCAGCAAAAGAUUGUGAUAGCAACACAAGUGCAGUGCGAGAGCAAUUCCAGUAUGCAGAUCCUGGGGAAUCGGGUGAUGCAGAUCACAUGUUAAUGUCUAAUACGCAAGGCUACCUUAAAGGAAAGAAGCCUCCAGAUGCAAGAUCAAAAUCGUUCAGUAAUUCUGUUUCUGAAGUCUUCACCGAGGCUUUUGCAAAGAUUGAGGAAAUGGGCCAAGAAGCGAGAAAUAAACAGUUUCACAAACACUUCCCAAACAUUCCUGCUGAUGAGAUUGUUAUUAAUUCAUAUUCUUGUGCCUACGUCAAAGACAUAUUACUUCAAGGUCGACUGUAUGUCUCCAAGAACUGGUUAUGCUUUCAUUCAAAUAUAUUCGGAUUUGAAACUCACGUUUCAGUCACCAUUGGUGAAGUCAAAGACUUGACACGAGAGCGAACUGCAUUGAUCGUGCCAAAUGCUAUUGGAAUUCAAACAGAAAAUGAAAAGUUUGUUUUUGGCUCCCUUUUGUCGAGAGCAGCCACAUAUAAAUUGAUUACACGAAUCUUACAGGAAUACAGGGAAGGAGAAGGUUUGGAAGGAGUACCCUCAGCCAGUAGAGAAUCCAGUGUAAUUGAUAGUGAACUUGAUACUCCCGAUAGUGAAACCAAUUUUGAAGGGAAGGAUGGAUGUUAUCCAAAAGAAGAGGAAGAGACGUCAUUUACUGUAGAAUCAAAUUCCAAUGCUAUCAAUACUACCAACGAAAGCCAAAGAAACCCAGCUAUUGGUGUACCCUCAAAAUCUUCCUUUGGACAUCGAAUGAAAGAAAUGAUUUGUGCAAUUAGUGUUUUUAAGUCAAUUUUGCGGACUGGCAGCUCCCUCCGGAAUGUACCCCACUCACAGUUGUUCCUUGUUGUCACUUAUCUCUUAAUUGUGCUCCUGUUUAUAUCAGGAUUGCUGCUUAGUUUUAAAGUUUGGAGGCUAAAUCCACCAUCUGACCAAAACAACCCUACACUAAAUGUCAAUGACCAAAAUCUCCAUGGUUUUCUGAGGAAUCAUGAAAAACACUCAAAAACUAUUCAGUCAAUACGACUUUUGUUGGAAGAACACCUAAAGUCGUUAGCAAAGAUACAAGACUCAUUGCAAUACCUCCACAAAACUGCAACCUCACAAUCAGAGACAGAAACUGCUGAAGCCAAAGUAAAACCUGAGUCAGAUGAGCUAUGACAGUUUUCUUCCCUGCCUAUCAUCCAUUUAAACACCUUGAUUUAAUAAAAACGCUUCCAUGUCUCUUCAGUCAAGACAAGCUCUACCAGUACCAGGGUAGAUGUUGGUUACCCAGUAGAUUUUAUGUGAUCGUCGAUUUUUGUUAUUUCUCAAUUACAAGAAACAUUUCCAAUUGAUCUUGUCUUUUGAUUCAAAGAACGAUUAGUCUGACAAUUCUACAUCAGUAUUGUCGCUUGCAUGAAACUAUAGCUGUAGUUACCACAACACUCGCAGGUUGGCGUUUAUUAGCGUAGUGAUGUAUCCAGGAAUGUUUUAUCGCUAAACAUGGACUUUUUUUUAAGCCAGUAUACCAUUUGAUACCUCAAGUGUGGACCACUAUAUUUUGAAUUAUUUUUCAAAGUGCUUUCAACUUAAGAUUAAUUUUUAAGGAACUUGAAACUUGUUCGAUGACAUGCAUGUCAUGGUUUGUACUUAAGACCCACCUUGUAAUAAGAUUGUUUUUUUAUUUAUUGUGAAAAGUAGUAAUUGGGCUUUCAAUACAGUAUACUGUGCAAAAAUGAAUACAAUAGAUUAGAUGCAUGCAUAUAAUACAUGCAUUUAUACACAAAAUGCAUACUUCUGUACAUUGCAUUCAUAUACAGGUCUCCCUCCAAUUAAAGACCACUUUUGUGACGGGGUUUUCAUUGUCUUGAGCAGCUUCGGUCUUAAAUUAGAAUAAUAAAAACAAAAGAUAUUUCUUGAUUUGGGACCACAAAAAAGUGGUCUUUCUUUAGAGGUGGUCUUUAAUUGGAGGGUCUUUCAUUAGAGGGAGACCUGUAUUACAUGCACAUAUACAAGAGUACAUAAAUGCUGCAUAUAAGGCAUCCAUACUAUGCAUUUAUAGUAUGUUGUCAGGGUCCGAAUUUUCUCAAAAUGCUCCAUCAGCAAAUAGUUGCUGUAGGCUAUGGCUUUACUAGAGCAAUUUAUUCUUCUUUUACAGCAACAAGCUUCGUAAAUUUGUUAAGAAUAGGCCUAUUCUAUAAAUGAAAUUGUGUAAUCCAUUGCUAGGCCUGGUGACUCAACAGCAAAAAGCUUGCUGUUGAGCCUGGGACUAACAACAACAGUGGAAGGCCAUUUGCUGUCGGUGCUCUGGGAAAUUCGAACCCUUGUUGUACAUCAAUACUCUACACCCAUACAGUGUAGGAUUCUAUCAUACAUUCAUAGUACUGUAUCUACCAGGCAUAGUCUGAUUGAAGGUACACCCUGUUACUGUCUGAAAGCAAUGACCCAUGAAAUACAUGACGGCUGUUCUGUUAACUGUUGCUGCCCCUCCAGUAGUUUACAUUAACCAAUGAAAGGAGACUCAAAGAAUAUAAUGUUUUUUUAUGUUGUCUAUAUGAGAUAGUCUUUUGAUCGUGAUCGAGUUGCUAUCUGUAUAGUGAUUCAGCAUGAUGAGCUGAUAAUGAUGGCUGAUGUACAAUAAAUCUGCUGUAGGUUCAGUGAUGUAAUAAAGAGAAUAGCCUGAGCAAAUAACCAGAGUAGUAUCAGGGAACAACCCUGGUAGUAUCAACAAAAUUAGGAGUGAUCCUGUACUCCAAAUAUUAAUGAAAUGGUGCCUUUAUUAUUCCAUAAAUCAGACAAUUUAAAGUGAUUUUCACUCAAAUGAAAUUUGAGCAUAUACAGAGCACUAGAGUAAGUAUUUUAUAAAUUAUAUCAAUAUAAUAAUAUAUAAAUGUGUAUAUAAAAUGAAAUCAUUGCUAGACUACCUAUUAAUGAAUUUCUCCAUAUAUUUGUAAGAAUACAUUGUUGCUUCUAAACUGUAAUUCUGAUAUAUUCUUUUUAUAAGUGUCUUUCAUACUUAUCACCUUAAACAUGUAUUAAAUUAUAUAUAUUAUUAACAGUAAUAUAUGUAUAUCAUAUGCAUUAAUGUUUAAUGCUUUUUUGUUUUAAGUUUAAUCCCAGUAAAGUUCUUCCUUCUUUGGCAUUCCUUGCUAUUCUUUUGGAAGCCUAGAUAUAGUACUCCCACAGAAUUCAUUUGAUGCUAUUUAAAAACAUAAAAUGUUUUGUAAUUUAAGCUAUCUUUAAUCAUUUUUGUCUAAGGAGUCAUCAAUAAAUGUUCUGCCAAUAAAAAUAUUAUUUUACUAGCACCAAUCAAGAUGGGUAACACCGGAGGGGAGGUGUUAAGGAGGGGGUUCUCUUUCCAUCAAGCUCUGGCAAUUAUUGUCACUGCUGUUAGUGGGGCAUAUUUAAUCAGUUUCCAGGUCUCUAUUUUGGAAUUAAUGAAUUUUGCAUUUUCAUUCUGGUCUAUUGUCUGUAAAUCUGGCUUCGGGUGAAUUAAAAAUGACACCCUGAUUUUUUUUUUCUUAUCCUAUUUUGUUGAUAAGUAUAGUUUAUAUUUUUUGGAUGAAAUAUUAAUACAUAAGUUUAAAACAUAAAAUUUGAUUUGAGAGUGUAUAUUCAUAUAAAGUAAUUUUUAUUUGUGAAUUAUUUUAUCAAUUAUGUGUAUAUAAUUGAUAGUUUUUCUUUAAAUAUGAUAUAUAUCUUAUUGAAUUAUUGCAAAUAUUCUUUCAAAAAUUUAUAGAUUAGAUACUUAAAAAUAUGAAUAUUAAAUUUUGCUGUGUGAUUUUUUUGUGUGAUGUAUGUUUUGGAUAAAUCAAAAGACAAGUCUUUAAGACUAAUAAUGCAUUCCACAUUUUGUGUAUAAUUUUGUCGAUUAUGAUAAAAUCUAACAAUUUCAUUGUAUACUCUUUGUAUUGAUUUGAUUGUUUCAUAUUUUAUGACUAAAUGGUCUUUUACUUUCUUUUAUUUUUAUACAUUCUUUACUUAUAAUGAUUUGAUAACUUCAUGUUUUGUUGGUUUAGUGUAAGUGCAAUUAAAGAUAUCGUGAAUCUAUUCAAAUUAAUGGUUGUUAAAUUAAUGAAAAAAUGUUAAUUAUACUACUGAGCCUGUAUUUUGCUUGAUUUUCAGUAAGGAAAUUAUACUGUUAAAAAAGAUAUUUUCUGAUUUAUUCACAAAAUGUUUCUAAAACCACAUCAGUUAUCUACAGUAACAAUUGUCAUUAGUAUCAUGUUACUUUAGUCAACAUGUUGAGAUUUUAAUGAAUAUAAAGUAACAAAUAUAGAUAUCAGGAAUGCAGGAAGAACUUGGAAACAGCAAGAAGAAUAAUGCAAUGAAUAUAUAUUAAUUUGAACAUAACAGAAGAUUAAUCUGAGAAAGAAAGAAAAAAAAUUCAACCUCCGCCGGAACUCUAUAGGGGAACCUUUCGCAUACAUACCAGUAGCGAACAUCCUGACAAUUUUACCAUGAAGGUGUUGGUGAAUCCAAGUGACAGUAAUGUCCCUUUCAUCUUUGAUUAAUAUUUAAUUUAAAAUCAAGAGCUUUUGACACUUGCUAAUAAGCUAAGUAAAUUCUAUGUAAAUUUUUAUCAUAUUCACCUCGAACAGUUUUAAAAUUGUGUAUAUUUACAGCAUAUUUUUAUGUCGUUAAUAUUGUGUAUAUAUAUAUAAAAUAAUGUAUUUAUAUAUAUUUUUGAAGCGUACAGUACAGGGGUAAGGCUUGGUGCCUUCCACCACAUGGUUGAAUUCAGGACUAUAUGCCUGUUACAUUGCUUGUGUCCAGGUGUGUAAAUUUAUAUAUGGUAAUUGUAGGAAGUUCUUAGAAUUGAAAUGAAAUUUCUCUGGUGUUAAAUUUGCUGCAUAACUCUCCAGAAAACAGAGAAGUGUGCGCAUAAAAUAGUUUAUAGUGAUUGGAACUUUAAUGAAAGACACUAUUAUAUAUGUGCCAAUGAUAUUAUAACUAUAUAUUAUUCAAAAAAUUCACCAUGGAGGCUCUAUAUCAUCUAAUUUCAUUAAUGAUAAUUAUGUCUUUAAGAUAUUUGAUAUUCAAUACUUGACCAAAGUUAAGUAAUAGAACCUUCAAUAUAAUUGAAGCUACAUGAAAUGAGGGUUUUAUUCGUAAAAAUUCUGACAAGGGGUGCAAGAUUCACCUUAACCCUACCCUGUUUGGAGCAAAUUGUUAGGAUAAGCACCGUUAAUGCCAGGAAAUGACACUCAUACACUGUAAGAAUGCUUUUAUAGUGCAGGGUUUCCCAACAAAAAAUUAUUGGCUUUUUAGAUGGUGGAGUCGUAGGAGGUGGGGUGGGGGUGUGUAGACUUCGCAGAUCAGUGUCUUAUGGCCCCUAGACCCUGUGCUGGCACCACAAAAAAUGUGCUUUUUGAGAAAUAAAUGAAAAUGGUGGCAAAAGAUUAUAAUAUAAUAAUUAAGGCUAAUUAUGAAAAUGGUGGCAAAAGAUUAUAAUAUAAUAAUUAAGGCUAAUUAUGAAAAUGGUCGCAAGAGAUUAUAUAUUAAUUAAGGCUAAUUUAUUAUGCAUAUCCAUAUAAUAUAUGCAGUUGGCUUUGCUACUACUUAUGUGAAACAUAUUAUCUGAUAUAUUAUAAUAUACAACAUAGGGUGUGUGUAUCAAAAGGCCUUGUUUAUUUAUAUUUAUACAUUAAUAAAUUGCAUAAUUUGCA
Molecule: messenger RNA, 6862 nt
Organism: Anneissia japonica
Lineage: Eukaryota; Metazoa; Echinodermata; Crinoidea; Comatulida; Comatulidae
Product: GRAM domain-containing protein 2A-like
Exons: 15
Coding region: 261-2372 (703 amino acids)
Biological process (GO): intracellular sterol transport
Cellular component (GO): endoplasmic reticulum membrane; endoplasmic reticulum-plasma membrane contact site; plasma membrane
Molecular function (GO): sterol binding; sterol transfer activity
Source: RefSeq, a predicted model, not a curated record